UCCAAAUCAGAAUACCUCUGACCAGUAUGUGUGUGAGAGAGAGAGGAACAAUACAUCUAUCUAUGUUGCACAUAUAUCAUUAUAUGCUCCUUAAAUAAAGUCAAUACGUUGGGUCUUGUAGCAGAACCUGAAGUUACAAGUGAAGACAGCAACAAUAAGAAAGAGAAAGAGAAGAAGGAGGGUUUAAAAGAGGUUAUUGUCAGAAUGCUGCUUUUGCUUCUUAUAACCCAUGUUUCCGUUUCACUUGCUGUACAGUGUGACCUCACCAAAGUGGGCAUUAUUGGAGGCAACUACACUGUGAGCAAUGGAGGAAAUGUUGGCAGCAAGGUAGAGUACCAGUGCCCAAAAGGAAAAUACCCACACCCGAAAUACACCCGUGAGUGCCUGUACAAUGGACUCUGGACGGAUCAUAAGAUGAAAGCAAUCUGUAAAGAUGUUCGCUGUCCCAAACCAGUUGCAUUCGACGGUGGGGAUUAUGAACCAAGACAACAUUUUUAUACUGUGGGAAACACGUUGCAGUUUGAAUGCUAUACGGGCUUUGAAUUAAAGGGGUCACAGAACCGCACUUGUCAGGAAAAUGCUAAAUGGAGUGGAGAGACUACUAUUUGUGACGACAACAAUGGCUAUUGUCCUAACCCAGGGAUUCCUAUUGGGGCCAGUAAAUCAGGAACUUCUUACAAGAUGGAGAGCAAAGUGUCUUACACCUGCCAGCAAGGUCUGGUCAUGUUUGGAUCGAAGGAAAGGGAGUGUUUAGAAAACAAGGAUUGGUCAGGAACUGAACCUUCAUGCAGGCAGUGGUAUACGUAUGACACUCCCAGGGAGGUGGCCAAAGGUUUCUCUUCCUCGAUGCUAGAAAAUGUGGAUACCACAAAUCUGGAAGGUAGAAGUGAUCGAAAAGUGCAGAUAUUAAAGGAUGGCUUAAUGAACAUCUUCAUUGUCCUGGAUACUUCUAAAAGUGUUGGGAAAGAUAAAUUUAAUGAGGCCAAAGAAGCCAGUAUACUCUUCAUUGAAAAGGUGUCCAGCUAUGAUAUAAAGCCUCAGUACUGCAUCAUCUCCUAUGCUUCAGAAGCAAUCCCAGUGGUUUCUCUCCGAGAUCAAGACAGUAAAAAUGCAGAUGCUGUGAUAGAACAUCUGGAGAAUUUUGUGUAUGAUAGUCAUGCAGAUAAGCAGGGAACCAACACACGCGCUGCUCUGCACUCCAUUUAUCAGCAGUUAAUAGAACAGGAGCUGGUAUACAAGAACAACAACAAUAAAGAAAGUUUUAUGAAGAUCCACAAUGUCAUUUUACUCAUGACAGAUGGAAAGUUUAAUAUGGGAGGUGACCCUCGAGAGGAAAUGAAAGUGAUCAGACGGUUCUUGAACGUUGGAACAAGCAAGGACGACCUACGAGAAGAAUAUUUGGAUGUUUAUGUAUUUGGGCUGGGUUCAGACAUUGAUCAACCUGAGAUCAAUGACCUUGCUUCAAAGAAAGAUAAAGAGGUUCACACCUUCCACCUGGAGAACGUGGAUAAAAUGAAAGAAUUUUUCGAACUGAUGAUAGAUGAAUCAGAUGUAAUGGAUACCUGUGGGCUGUCAAAAUAUCAUUCAGUGGAUCCAGAUGAGAGAACAAGAGCAUCUGAGAUGUUUCCCUGGAUUGCUAAAAUCACUAUUUCUGGCAGCAGUGUGCAAUACUGUAAAGGAACCAUCCUGUCUCCAUAUUUCAUCUUGACAGCUGCUCACUGUUUUCAUCUGGAUGAUAAAAAUCAAAAAAUACAAGUUAUUGUUGAUGGAAAGGAGUACCCUGUAAAACAACCCUACAGGCAUCCUAAAUAUAACCCAAUAUCCAAGGUAGACAAAAACAUUAAGAGAGCAUUUGAUUAUGAUGUUGAACUACUUGAACUGCAGAAGAAGAUUGAAUUCUCCGUCACUGCCAGGCCUAUAUGUAUUCCAUGUACUCAGAGCACAGCACAGGUACUGAAGGUGCCAGGAGCACCCUGCAGCAGUCAUGAAAAAGCUUUAUUGUCUGAAGAGGAGGUCAAAGCUAUCUUCAUAGCAGAGGAAUCAAAAAACCCAUUGGAACAGAAGAAUGUGAUAAUAAAGAGAGGCAGUAAGAGAACUGCUUGCCUAGAAGCUGCUAAAAAAGCACCGGAACUGAAGAAUGUGACAGAUAUUGAGGAUGCUGUUACAGAGCAGUUUCUCUGUACUGGGGGAAUUGAACCAGUGGUGGACCCACCAGUGUGUAAAGGGGAUUCAGGAGGUCCACUAAUCAUCCCAGUUAGAAGGAGAUAUGUUCAGGUUGGCAUUAUAAGUUGGGGAACUGUGGAUCACUGUGAAAAUGGUAAAAGAGUAAAACAAACUCAUAAGAAUGCUCGAGACUUUUACCAGGAUAUUUUCAAAGUCUUGCCUUGGAUUAAGAAAGUUUUGGAGGAAAGUAAAGAAUCUCUCACUUUCCUUCCCAACUAAAUGAAACAAAUGGUAACCUUUUGGGUACAGCAGGUGGCACUGCCAAACAAAGAACUACAAUGACUUGCUCCCAUACCCUGCAAUUUGCUUUGCAGCUAUUUGCAUUUUCCAAAAUUAGUUAUAAGUUUGGGAACUCACACAGCAUGAGUAAAGUUUUUUUCUACUAUUACUAAAGGCCUGUUACGCUCAUCCAUGUUCCUGCAGAAAUAUGCUAAGUAUAGGGAAUACAUACACUGUCAGUUUAUGGUAUGACUCUGCAUGGGCUAUGGAAAAACAUUAAGGUUUGUUAGUUCUAAUGCCAAGCCUGGAGUCAGAAGGCUAAGGUAGGUGAUAGGAAAGAUUGUAAGCAGACAGCACAAUAUGACGCAAUUGCUAGCACAGUGGGUAUUCACAUCAAGUUAAUGGGCAAUUUCAGUGCUUCUUGUUUUUAAAGGAGAACUAAAGCCUAAAUUGAACAUGGCUAAAAAUCUCAAAUUUUAUAUACUUACUGCACCAGCCUAAAGUUUCAGCAUUUUAAUAGCAGCAAUAAUCUAGGACAUCAAACUAGUCACAGGGGGUCACCAUCUUGAAAAGUGUCUGUGACACUCACAUCACUCUGAGAAGCUGUUGGGAAGCUAAGUUUAGGGGUUAUCUGGAAAUUAUCAAGCAGAAAUUAAGGUUCACCUGUCAUAUAAUUUGAUGUUACUGGUCCGAUUAUUACAUUCUGAUGCUAAUUGCACUGCUUUCUGAGCUGCCAUGUAGCAAUGAUCUGUAUUAAUUGUCAGCCUUGUAAUAUUUAUAUUUCUGCCUCACUUCUUAGUUAGACUUUAGGUCUCCUUUAAGUUGCCCAAAAUUGCCCCUGUGCCAUUGCUGUAUUAUACAGACACUGAUGAGACAAUAUGUAAUUUAAUCCAAUUAUUUUCAUAUUGUGGUUCCUAAAUUAUUUUUCUAUAUAAUCUGCCUGUCUAUAACUGUCAGCAAUUACUAGCAACCAAGUUACAUUUUGAUUUUACAUUUCUGUUGUUAUGACUUAUGUUUCUAUUUAGGCCUUUUCCUCUUCCUCUUCCAGUCUGCAGUUCAAUUCACCACUUAGUUGCAAGGGGGAGUGGCAAACUGCCAAUCAGAUAAAAGACUGAACUGCAAAAUGGCAUGGCUCAAAGCAAAAUCAUAGAUAAACGACACAAAGAAUUAGAAUGUCACUGUCUACACCAUGUAAUAAAAGGUGCAAAGUUUGAUACAGGUCUAGUCACCUAUAGCAACCAAUCAGCAGGUAGUAUUUACUUAUCACCUGUUUUAAAACAUCUUAUUGGUUGCUACGAGUUUCUGCACUUGGGCAAAAUUACUGUUCAUACAGGGGAGUGGUGUUUUAAGGUCAAUAACAGUAACUGUAAUUUUGCAGAAAAACUAAGUGUUUCUCCAAUUAUUCAUGCUGCUGUGAAUAUCAGUGCUUGUACCCAUCAUGCUUGCUGACUUAUCCACCACCUAAUUCAGAAACUUUCCACUGAUAAUAAACUUUCGUUAUCUGUACAAUUUCAA
Molecule: messenger RNA, 3957 nt
Organism: Xenopus tropicalis (tropical clawed frog)
Lineage: Eukaryota; Metazoa; Chordata; Amphibia; Anura; Pipidae
Gene: cfb
Product: complement factor B
Exons: 18
Coding region: 205-2442 (745 amino acids)
Biological process (GO): proteolysis; complement activation
Cellular component (GO): cell surface; extracellular region
Molecular function (GO): peptidase activity; hydrolase activity; serine-type endopeptidase activity
Source: RefSeq, a predicted model, not a curated record